Molecule: messenger RNA, 3243 nt
Organism: Struthio camelus australis
Lineage: Eukaryota; Metazoa; Chordata; Aves; Struthioniformes; Struthionidae
Source: RefSeq, a predicted model, not a curated record
UGCCCUUGAGGUUUUUCUUCCAUGGACUUGUUUGCUCACUUUUGAACUAGUGGGCAGGAGAUAGCUGGAAAGUGAACUGGUUGAAAUGGGGGUUCAUGGAAAGGAAGAGAUGGGAGAAAAGCCUUUCGAAGCUUUCAAGAAGAGAACUGUUCACUUUCGUUCAGACUGGCAGAUGGGGCCAAUCUUUCAGUAGUGGAUUGCUGUUGCUGGAAGUUGAUAGUGCUCCUGUAACUAAUAGGAUGGUGGCGACAGACAAGGUUGCGGGAAAGCUGAGCUCUACUCUCUCAUGGGUGAAGAACACUGUAUCACACACUGUCAGUCAAAUGGCCAGUCAGGUGGCAAGUCCAUCUGCCUCAUUACACACUACAUCCUCCUCUACCACUCUGUCCACACCAGCAUUAUCGCCAUCCUCACCAACACAACUGAGUCCAGAUGACUUAGAAUUACUGGCUAAACUUGAAGAACAGAACAGACUCUUGGAGACUGAUAGCAAAUCCUUGCGAUCAGUAAACGGCUCAAGAAGAAAUAGUGGAUCUUCUCUUGUAUCUAGUUCAUCAGCUUCUAGCAAUCUCAGCCAUCUUGAAGAAGACUCAUGGAUCCUGUGGGGGAGGAUUGUAAAUGAAUGGGAAGAUGUACGGAAAAAGAAAGAAAAGCAAGUUAAGGAGCUUGUUCGAAAAGGGAUACCUCAUCAUUUCAGAGCAAUUGUUUGGCAACUCUUAUGCAGUGCUCAAAGCAUGCCGAUUAAGGAUCAGUAUUCAGAGCUGUUGAAAAUGACCUCUCCUUGUGAGAAACUAAUAAGAAGGGACAUUGCUAGAACAUACCCUGAACAUGAUUUUUUUAAAGAAAAAGACAGCCUUGGACAGGAGGUUUUAUUUAAUGUAAUGAAGGCUUAUUCUUUAGUGGAUCGUGAGGUUGGAUACUGUCAAGGAAGUGCUUUUAUAGUGGGAUUACUGCUUAUGCAGAUGCCAGAAGAAGAGGCAUUUUGUGUGUUUGUUAAAUUAAUGCAAGAUUACAGGCUACGAGAACUGUUUAAACCGAGCAUGGCUGAGUUGGGCCUUUGUAUGUACCAGUUUGAAUGCAUGAUACAAGAGCAGCUUGCAGAGCUUUAUGUGCACUUUCAGUCUCAGAGUUUCCACACUUCUAUGUAUGCAUCAUCAUGGUUUUUAACUAUAUUUCUUACAACUUUUCCACUACCAAUUGCAACAAGAAUAUUUGAUAUCUUUAUGUCUGAGGGUUUAGAGAUAGUAUUUCGAGUAGGUUUAGCAGUUCUUCAGAUGAACCAAGCAGAGUUACUGCAACUUGACAUGGAAGGAAUGUUACAGCACUUUCAAAAGGUCAUUCCACAUCAGUUUGACAGUGGUCCAGACAAAUUAAUCCAAGCAUCUUACCAAGUCAAAUACAAUGCAAAAAAGAUGAAAAAGUUAGAAAAGGAAUACACUACAAUAAAAACAAAAGAAAUGGAAGAACAAGUGGAAAUUAAAAGGUUACGAACUGAAAAUAGACUCUUGAAACAGCGCAUUGAAACAUUAGAAAAAGAAAGUGCUUCCUUGGCAGAUAGAUUGAUACAGGGACAAGUGACAAGGGCCCAGGAGGCUGAGGAAAACUACCUCAUAAAACGGGAGCUGGCCACCAUCAAACAGCAGAGUGAUGAGGCCAUUACUAAACUGGAGCAAGCUGAGAAUACCAUCAGGGAGCUCCAGCAGCAGCAGCAAUGGCAUAAAUGCAGUUCACGCUACAGUGAAGACUUUGUGCUACAGCUGGAAAAAGAGUUGGUCCAAGCCAGGCUGAGUGAAGCUGAAUCCCAUUGUGCCCUGAAGGAGAUGCAAGAUAAAGUUCUAGAGAUGGAAAAGAGGAACAGCUCUCUACCUGAUGAAGAAAAUGUUGCUAGACUACAAGAAGAACUGAUUGCAGUAAAAUUAAGGGAAGCAGAAGCUCUGAUGGGUCUCAAAGAACUAAGGCAGCAAGUCAAAGAUUUGGAGGAACACUGGCAGCGUCAUCUAGCUCGCACAACUGGAAGAUGGAAAGAUCCUCCCAGAAAAAACGCAGUGAAUGAACUACAGGAUGAGCUCAUGACGGUCCGAUUGAGAGAAGCAGAAACUCAGGCAGAACUAAGAGAGAUCAAACAAAGAAUGAUGGAGAUGGAAACACAGAAUCAGAUCAACAGUAACCAUUUACGGAGGGCAGAACAAGAGGUUACCACCCUACAGGGGAAAGUACAGUAUCUUUCUGCACAGAACAAAGGACUUCUUGCUCAGUUGAGUGAAGCAAAACGAAGGCAAGCAGAGACUGAAUGCAAGAGCAAAGAAGAAGUGAUGGCAGCAAGGCUCCGCGAGGCAGACCGCAUUGCAGCUGUGGCUGAACUCCAGCAGCAUAUUGCUGAACUAGAAAUCCAGAAAGAAGAAGGAAAAAUUCAAGGACAGCUUAAUAAAUCUGAUUCUAACCAGUAUAUCAGAGAACUGAAAGAUCAGAUAGCCGAGCUGCAUCAUGAGUCAGCAUCAGAUCAAAUGCCUAAAAGGCCAGAGAGACUUCUCAGACCAACCCACUUUUGAUGGGAUUCACAUUGUCAACCAUUUCACAGGAGAUGAUGAAUCAUUUCAUUCUUCUGAUGAAGAUUUUAUAACUAACUCCAUACAGGAGAGUGGGAUGAGCUUUCACCUACAUAGGAGGACUGGUCAGAUGGCUUUGGAUCCAACAGUUGUAGACAGCAGCGACAGUGAUACUGAGGAAAGCGCCCUCCAGACUGGGAAUUCAGGCAAAGUUAUUUCCAAGCAGAGAAGAACGGAGUCUUACUCUACUACUGUGUGAUCAUCACUGUGACUAGAAUUGAAGACUUUCGUAUUUGUUUAAGGGUUAAACUGUCAGAAAACUUGAAAGUAUCCAGCAGUUGGUUUAGGUAACUAUUGGAUCUUGUCUGGCCUGUAAUACAGACACACGUACUGUCCAUCUGCCUUCUCUCUUUGCCAAAUCUCGCUGAUGACAUACCAUUGCCAUAGAACAAGCUAGGAAGAAGUUGAUGGAUGACAAGUUCUAACAGUAUUACUGAAUGUUCCUUGUUUCAGAAAAUGCAAAUAUAAAUUUCCUUAAUGCAUAUGAAACAUUUUUGCUGUUCACAAACACGGGAAUUAUUUUCUUCAAAAGAAAUUGCUCUUGUGCAAUAUUUUAUGCUCUGAACCACUGUAUAUUUUACAUUGUUAUCCAUUUGCGAUCAAGAUGGAUGCUAGCAAACCAUCUGAUCAUGACAUA